This is a messenger RNA of Penaeus vannamei (Pacific white shrimp), 1413 nucleotides long. NCBI's taxonomy places the organism in Eukaryota, Metazoa, Arthropoda, Malacostraca, Decapoda, Penaeidae. The record is from RefSeq and is a predicted model, not a curated record.
AUGGAGCGGGAGAGCAGGUCGAGGGCGACGCAGACGGCGGGGCAGAUCGCGACGGAGUUCUGCAAAGAGACUUCCUUCCACGGCGUCAAGUACUUCGUCAAGGAGGACUUGCACGCUGUCAAGAGGCUGUUUUGGGUCCUGUGCUGGCUCGUGUCGCUGGGAGCUUGUUGCUACUACAUCUACACCAACCUGAUGGAGUACCAGAGCUCCCCGAUCCUCACCACCAUUGACACCACCACUUAUCCCAUCACCAAGUUCAAGUUCCCCUCCAUCACCUUAUGCAACUUCAAUCACAUCAUGAAGAAUCGAUUUCCACCGGAGCAAGAGGAUGUCAUUGGCAAGAGGAAGUACCCUGAUGCUUUGUGGGAUAACUUGACGUAUCGUUUACGACACAAUCUCUUCAGCGACGAGAUAGGCGACGAACUCUACAAUCGUUCCCACUUGAAACUGAUAGAUCCACAUGCUUAUUGUACCAUCAAAGAGGGUGCCCAGAGUUGCGAUGAUAUGAUCAUAGCCUGCCUCUGGCGUUCGACAGGAGACUGCAAAUCUCUCUUUGUGCAGAUUCCCACACACUUCGGGUUUUGUUGCGUCAUUAACGUCAAAGGAAGGAGCAAGUCGCCGGUUUCCCUCACACCCUGCCCCAAGGACAAGAGCCGCAUGAACUCAGCCUCGAACACCCAGCUCACCCAGACCAGCACCGGGGUAAACAAAGGGCUUCAGGUGCUCCUCGACGCACAGAUAUUUCUUCAGGAGUCGCGGACGCCCCCCGGUCUGAACAACGAGGGUAUUGUCGUGUCUCCCGGAAACGAGGUCUUCAUCCCAGUAAGGGCGAGCUCAACCUACACGACCGCUGCCGCCCUUGGACUUCAGCCAAGUGCUAGGAGGUGCUUUACUGACAACGAGAAACGGCUGCUUCACUACCCUAAUUAUUAUUCCUACGAAGCUUGCAAGAACAACUUCAUUGCAGAGAAAAUGGUGUCUCAUUGCCAAUGCAGGGAUUACCAUAUGCCAGGUACUUUCGAAAAUUCCUACGCCUUCGAAGACUACUUACACAAGAACUGUUUUCCAAGGUGUAAUACUACUUCUUACACGACAGCCCCUACUUACGGGGCUAUGUUGCGGAGUCAGAUUCAAGAUCCUUUCGUGGGACCCAAGCAUCUUGUGCCUUUGAUCAAAAAAUUGUGUGAUCGAAGCUCCUCUGAUGUUGAGAUUCAGUCGACUGGUACCCAUUAUAAGAAGAAUGUGAACGCAACUCCAAGCCAAAUCGUCGGCAACAUAGGCGGACUCAUGGGCCUCUUCCUGGGGUUUAGUCUGCUUAGCGGGGCAGAGGUGGUCUUCUACCUGCUGGAAAUCGCCUUCUCCUGGGUCGCUGCCUGCUUGGGUCGAGGUCACGUGAAACCCAACGUGACCUAG